Molecule: messenger RNA, 1320 nt
Organism: Linum trigynum
Lineage: Eukaryota; Viridiplantae; Streptophyta; Magnoliopsida; Malpighiales; Linaceae
Source: the annotation of a GenBank genome assembly
AUGAACAGCCCAGUUGCAAAUUUCUUCGAAGCUCCGCAACAGCCAAGUACAUCCUCCUCCAUCGAUUCGCUCUCCCGCUCUAUUGGGUUGCUUAGCAUCAAUAGAUAUGGCAAUGGAAAUCCUUCGCAGCCUUUUCUCGGUACUUAUCCAAGAACCCACCAAGUGAAUGAUGUAAUUCCUCAACAAACGCCUGUUCCCACAGCUUGGUUCCGGGAUUCCAUGGAAGCGGCUCAGAAUCCAUUCCUUGAGCAGAGAAUCUUCGCUGAACCUCACAAUCCGCUGAUGUGGCCGCCGCAGGAUGGUGGCGCAGAGUUGAAGGAUCAUGGCAUUCAUCAGUUUCCAAGCCUUGGAUUGCCUAAAGAUCACAACUUUUUGGCCAAUGCCAAGACCCAACACGGCUCGAUUGAGAUUCAGAAGAGUCUCAAGUCGAACGAUAACAUGCAGUUAAUGAUGACAUACAUUAAAGCUGUUCCCUUUACUGUGCCUCUCAUGAUGGACCAACAUGGAUGCCAUGUCUUCAUGAAGCUGCUCGACUUCUGUUCUGAUACCCAGUUGAGAUUCAUCAUGGCUGAGAUUGUUCAGAACAUCGCUUCGUUUCUCGAAUUAUCGUGCAGCAGAUCCGGCUCAAAAUCGCUCAAGCGCCUUAUUAAACGACUUCAGAAAUCUCCAAUGCUGGCAGUCCUAAUCAACAUCCUGGCGAAUGAGUUCUAUCCUCUAAUGCUUCAUCCAAUUGGAAGCCAUGUGAUAUUGGAGUGCAUAGACACCCUUCAACCACAGCAGAACGAGUUGCUGUAUAUAAAAUCCAUUGAACACUGUCUCGAGCUUGCCACGAACGAAUUCGGGUGCAUAGCAUUGAACAUCUUCAUCAACCGCAGCAACGGUCCCUACAGAUACAAACUACUAAACUCCAUCUCCAACCAUGUUGUGUAUCUCUCCCAGGAUCCUUCAGGGAACUAUGUGGUGCAGAAUGCAUUGGCACUUGAGAACCCAUGCUGCAAUAGGGAUAUUUGCAGCCAGCUGAAAGGGCAUUACGCGAGGCUGUCGAUGCAGAAAGGCGGUAGCCAUGUGGUUGAGAAGUGUUUAAGUUCCAGAGAGAUGAUGGAGCAUGUGGUUGAAGAUCUAUUGCACACCAAUCAGUUGAUCCAAGUUGCUAAGGAUAAGUUCGGGAACUAUGUGGUUCAGAAAGCACUCCAAGUUACUAAGCAGCUGGUGAGCGUUCUGAAGAAGCACAAGUAUGCAUUGCAGCAUGGAUAUGGGAAGAAUGUGUGGAAUGCCAUUGAGAAUGAGAAGAAUUCUGCUGUUGAUCAUUCAGAGUUGUAG